AUCGACUGACAGCACCGAUGAUGUGAAUGUCAUAAUCUCACAGCACACGCGCACUGCUACUACCGCAGCUGGCCAGCAAACGUCUAGCACACAUAACGAAACUACGGCUGUUGCUAGUUCGGUCGUAGCAACCUCGACAUUCCCGGCAACUGAUGCAGGAACCUUUACGACCAGUCUAUUAACGUCUCUAGCAAACUAAUAACUACAUUAAUAUUUAGAUGUUAUUGAAGCCAGGGCUCCAUAGCACCAGGUAGUCAACAUAGCUUCAGGUCACUGAUAGUAAGUUCAGAUAGUCACUGCAAUCAUGAUUCAUCUUCUUUAAGACUUUCGUCUCUAUUUGAAGUACUAGACAAGUAAUAGGUGCUAGCUUCAACCUCAACCUCGACAACAACCUUCAUAGUAUGACACUUGCAGAGAAAACUACCGACAAGCUUCACGUGACACUUCGAGACCACAUUCUAAUAAGACGUCGCCGACAUCAGCAGUAGGUACCAUGAUGUCUACAACCGCAGCACCGUUGUCUACCACCGCGGCACAGGCGACGACUAUAAUAUUGACUCGCGCAGUGGAGAUAAAGAUGACGGUUCCGGAUGGCACCGAUAUUUCAGACCUUGCCAAGAAUGCGUCUAUCUUUUAAGGCUAGAAGGAGAAGUACAACAUGAUGAUUCUUAAACUGAUAGCUACACCAGUGAGAAGUAGAAGAUCAUGCCCGCUAAACUGGGUUUCACCACUUAUAUAUUAACAAAACAUGACGAAUUCUGGCUCUGGAAUUAUAAUACAUAGGUCAUCAUCAUAAGUCAACCAGCUUUAGCACUCAACAUCCACUAGGAAUCUAUUAAGCAGAACGACAAGAAAGAGCAGAGUAGUUAUAAGGCUCUAAUCUCUAGCUGCGUUGAAGCAAACUUUUGCCGACCACCUGAGUGUGCCUGUCGCGAAUGUGGUGGAUAUGAAGGUCACCGUUGAGGAGGAUAGUUCUUCUACCAUAUGGAUGAUGCUUUUUCCAUCCUUAGGACCAUCCUGGCACUCGUUUCAUCUCGCUGGUGAUCGAGAAAGAUCACUUGAGAUGCAUGCGUGACACGGUGGUCGGCCUAGAGGGAAAAAACGCUAUUCUUUCAUACACCACAGGCGCCGCUUUCCUGAACCUUGGACGUCGUGCUGAAGGAACAACUUCUACACUGCAGUCUGCGAAGUCCUCUACGCACAGGAAAAAACGUGGUACACCGGUGUCCAUGAAUAUUCAAGUUUCUGUAGCUGUUCCCGCAGCCAACGCGACAGCAGCAAAUGCUGCAUGGCCAGUUGGCUCCGUUCCUGCCUCGCUAGCCUUAAGACACUAGUACUCGGGAUGGGAAUCAAUCAAUUCACAGGUAGAUCAUGCUCUCCAAGAAGAUGAAUUCAGGCAAGGCUAAAGUAAGCUCUACAGAAGGACUUCUCUCCCAGAAGUAGAUGGACUUGUGGUGUCCCAGAAGUAGAUGGACUUGUGUCCCAGAAGUACUUGCAUGGACGUCUUUGCAACCAAGAUUAUGACCCUGAUGUUCUAUUUCCUAAACUCAUCUAACAGUUUCGUCGCUAGCAAGUAAUAUUGCCUCUGCUGUGCCAGGAGUAACGGUGGACACCUCGUCUGUUGCUGGUGUCACAGUCGCCGACGACUCGUCUACCACGACUUCUGCUGGUCCUGUUGUUACUACUGCUUAUGGCUCUACUUAGUCCUACUAGCCCUGCUAGCCAACCCGUAUGAAUCUACCGAAAUCACACCGAGAACACACCAUAACUUAUAGAGCUUCCUGGACUCCAUCUUGAGUGGCAUCCUGGGCUUGCUUUUCUCUUACAGGAUGGUCCCAAGAUGCUUCUGGAGAUGGAUUACCUGAAGCCUUAAAUAACGCGUUUUCUCUGAGUCUUGUUGCUAGUACUUCUCAGUAAUUUGCUUCUGAGUCCUCUCGUACCGGUAUUUUUCAAAAGCAAAUAAAAAUUGGGAAAAUGAAGAACGGAAAACUACUGUUUAAACAAGAAUGUUUUGUCUUCAAUAGAACAAGUUCCUUCUCACUUCAAUCCUUUUCUAACUAUGUCAAUCGAGGUUCCUUCUCACUUCAAUCCUUCUCUAACGACGACAGCCAGAAGUGACAUCGACUGCAAAGCCGAAGAGUGCGAUUCCGCUAGUCCCACUUAUCUCCGGUGAUGGAGAUCUUUCAUUUAUGAUCUUACUGUAUCCAAUAUUGAAUAUUCUUUAUUCUUACAGUGUCUUUUACCUACUAUCCUUCCUUUUUCUUUUCCUAGUUAGCUUGGCUCCACCCAUUUUAUUCUUACAGUGUAUUGAGUAUACUACAGUGUAUUCAGUAUCUAUGUAUAGAUACUAGUACUAUACAUGGGCUAUUCGUCUUUCAACAUGAUUCGUUCAGAUUCAGUGUGCUCUUAAGUUGGAAUUAGAUAAAAGUGUAAGUUCAAGGCACUCUGCUCAGAGAAGAUCUAGUAUCCCUGUCGCUGAGGCUAGAGGUAGACCAUGUUGUAUUCUUCAUAUUCUGAAGCAGCUACUACUUCUAACUCUCUACGUCUUUCGACAGGUUAUGCCUGUCCAUCCGCGACUGACGCAGCCUAUUUCGCGCGACGAGGCCCGUGCACAGGACGUCCACGUGGUUCGAUGGACACUGGAUUACCGGGAUUAUGAUUGGGUUUUUGAAUCAAAUCAUACAGCAUAUUAUUGGAUGCGUGUAUCAUCUCGAUAUUCCAAAAACGCUCAUCUGACUCUACUAUAUUUAGUCUAACGGCUGUGGUUUUUUUAUGUAUCUCUAAGAAGUUCAUAAAACAGCUUGUUCAACCAUCCUAUUUAAGCAGUUUUUUUCGAUUUUCCCCGUCUCUCUGAGGUGUUUCUAGCACACCUUGAUUGGCUUCUCCCUUUCUAGAAUAAGGUUGAGGUUUAGGUGGUCCAGCGGCGCUCAAAGCACUUUAUAUAGACUAAACUAAAAGUAGUUAGUUUUUACCUCUAGAGAUCUAGCCCUUUCAACCCCACAGUAUGUAUCUCGAACCUUCGACGCCGCAGGAGCUGUUGUAUCUCGAUAUUUCUGUGAGGAAGCGUGUCUCCGAUCCGAUGACUGCACCGCGUUUUCGCUGGAUCUGACUGCCUAUUUCGCAGGGAACGGUAGUGUCCAGGACAGAGACUCGCUUUGCUGCACACUUCAUGCCAACUGCACUUAAGGGAUUGCUUAGAAGGUUGUGGAACUCUUUCUCCAUCAUCUGGUGGUGCAAACCCUGCGUAGUUAUAAGUAGAAGUAGUUAUCAAGUGUACUCUAUAGACUGUAUUUCCUAGACAGGUCGGGCCUCGCGUGCAGCUCAAGCACAGCUCGGUCUAGUAAGGUAAAAUCAGUUUCGGCGUUCUCAUAGUCGUGAAUGCUCACCUCCUCGAGGCGAGCAACGUCCCAUCUCCAGUGUACUUACGAGGUUGAGGACUUGAUGUUCUCAUUCUCCUGGAAGAUGAAGCACUGCGCAGUAAAUUGUUCAAGUUCUAGUUUCUUCUCUGCAGUGUUUUUUCUACUCACCGCGGUCCGUCCUCUUCUAAUGGUUCCAGCCCACCUACGGCAAGAAAUCGGAUUCCGAAGCCUUGUAUCUUCUACUGGGGGAGCGUAUUCGGCCUGCAGAUCUGUCGAACGGAGUGAAUAUCAGCAGUGGCAAUCAGACGCAAGCAAGUCGCGUGAUGAGUAAUGCAGAUGCCGAUGUUCUACCUGAGUCUAGUUCGAGUGGAAGUGGUGCGGAAACUUAUCUUUUGCUACAGGAAAGGGCUCAGUUGGACGGAGCGAGUAGGAGAGUACUUUUAAGGGUAGAAGGCAGUAUCUUUAGUAGGUGUUUCUCCUAGAAGGCAGCAGCUUUAGUAAGUGUUUCACCUGUUUUUACCGUUUGUUUUUACUUAUAAUGGCUCUCGCUCCUAAUGUUAAGGGAGAUGAAAAGCUGCUAAGGAGAAAUGGGAACAGAAACACCAAAAGCCUGCACCACUAAUUAUACUCGACGAGUCUAGCUCUAGGGGCACCAGUGGGACUAGGAGUAGUAGAACAGGUCUUGGUGGCGAGCUCGAGCAGCUUCUUCCAGCUCCAAGAGGCAACGAAAAGGACGUUGUUCCCCUGAACCGUCCUACAGUUGCAUCUAUCGCUAGUAGGGCUGCGAGGAAUAGUGUUGCUGAUAGUAAAAAUAGAACGUCUCCUCGAGGAUCAUCUUCAUGUCCUGACUGCUCCCCACCACUGCUCGCUGCAGAUGUUGACGAGCAACACCGAAGAACAACGAGGAGCACACAGAAUCGCAGUAUAACUGUAGCACAUGUCAAGUCAGAAUCUACUGGGGGAACAUCUAUGAGCCUUCUGGAGCACCACAUGAUGAGAGGAAUCUUCUAUUUCUCAACGGAAAAAGGAGGCACAGUCGCUGCGCCACAGUACUUCCGCAUUGAUUAAGGCCAUGAGCAUAAUGAGCAGUAGCAGAUGUUUGUACUACAUGUUGUACUUACUCCGAACUACAAAGAGAACAAAGAGUCAAAAUCAAUGCAACAUCGAUAAAGUGUUGAACUCGAUUGAAAAGCAGUAGACUUAAUGUUGCCAGAGUGCGGUAAGGUUCCCUAUCCGUUAUCUAAUCUCUCCUACGAGGCGAUGGUGUGUCGUAUCGACUAGUGAGGAGAAUAAGGCUGUUCGACUUGCCACAAGCAGCCGUAGCUCCGCAUUUGGACGACCCUGGAACGAGGAUCAUCUUGCUCAGUGGUACUAAAAACUUGAACUUUAUCAUACUUUGGUAAAAAGUAUUCGUAUUGAUUCGUAAGUAUUCGUGUUGAUUCGUAGAAGAAGCUACGUCGAUUAUGAUUAUGGUAGCACGACCAGCACAUCCACAUCUUCUCAUUUAUAAUGAUUAAUUGUCACUUAAAAUGAAUGGAAAGGUGGCAACGGCGACGACUCGCAGAUGGAAGAAGUUGUUUGGCCGAUUGGAACCGGGGGGGGAAUCUCUAACACUGGAACCGACAUUCUACUGAGACCAGCACGUCAAAUCUGGGGAAUAGAAGUGCGAUCGACCACAGGAAAAGUAGCAAUUCGAGGCUUGCAUGUUGAUUAUGGACAUUAGAAGUAGAGUAGAAGAUCGAUGAUGAUGAUUCAUUAUACUUACUACCACUAGCUACUGCUACUCCCUUCAUAAACAUGAUGAUUUUGAUUGCUUUCUCUGACUUAUGUUCACUGUGCCCUCGGGACUACACGUCAUCCACCACUAAAGAACCACAAAGUAGUCACCAUAAUUUUUACUUCCGUGGUCUAGUUUUCUUGCUUCAGCUCAUCAAGCGCUGCACUAUUCUUAUUGAUUCUCAUAUUUCACUGUAGCUGCUAAUACUACAAACUAAUGGUUGUUCCCCUUUUUACUUCAGUGGCACGCUUGUUCAGUCAGUUACUUCAGUGGCACGCUUCAAUCAGUUUCUGCACCCUCUAACCUUCCGCCUCUUCUGCUGGUCUAGUGACAGCAGCGGCACAGGCUGAGUUUGAUA
Molecule: messenger RNA, 5494 nt
Organism: Amoebophrya sp. A25
Lineage: Eukaryota; Dinophyceae; Syndiniales; Amoebophryaceae
Source: the annotation of a GenBank genome assembly